Cladocopium goreaui is the source of this 1995-nucleotide messenger RNA. Lineage: Eukaryota; Dinophyceae; Suessiales; Symbiodiniaceae. The record is from the annotation of a GenBank genome assembly.
GGCACCAACGAGUAUUGUCGGCUAGAUCAGCUGCCAGAGGAUGGCGAUGAGGAUGUGGAGGUUGGCCCCAAGAUCAGAAAGAUCAGCCAGAAGAUCACCCAUGUUGCAGGUGCCAGCAUCGCAUUUUGCGCAAGCCAUGGCUACGACAAUUGCACCAAGUCGGGUGAAUACCUCGUCCGCGGAGGUGACUACUCCGAUGAGGUCGCUGAGCUCACAGAGGAGAGCUGUAGCAAAUGGAUCUCCUUGUUGAAUCGAGCGAGAUUAAUGUUAGUCUACAUCUUCGGAGAAGGCCGAGGACAAUUGGAAUUGUUGCCCUUUGACGAAGAUUCUGACGCUGUAGAGUUGCCGACAGAGCCCGACAUGCUGGUGGUCCUGCGAGCGGAUCAGAUGCAUCACAAGCAUCAAUCCAAUCGAGGCACGUUUUCCAUCGUCAGUUGGAUCACCGCAGCCGAGAAUUCCACGACGCGUGGCUGGACUGGAGGCCUCAGCAGGACCUUUUGGGCCACCAUCCCCACAGCGCGGGAGUUAGUGGACUGGGCCCAAGAACGUCUCAAGGACUUGCUGGACAUGGAGACUCUGGACAAAGACACGGAGAUCCCCAGGGAAUGGCAGCUGAUGAUGCGCCACAGUUUCUUCCGACACAAUCGGAGUCCCGUGGCCGUGCGCGGCGAGGCUGGACAUUUGCCGACCACCAACAACACUCGCGUUUUGUGGGAUGCCAUCAAUCAAGGCUCUGAUUUUGUGACAGAUAUCCCAUACCAUCGCUGGGAUCACGAGCUGUACUACGACUCAGAUCCCAACUGUUGGAUGCAGGCCCAGUGCUGGGGCCGGGGUCUCAUCAAGACAAACGUCAAGCACGGUCAGUUCAUCGAAGGUGUGGACCUUUUCGACAAUAAGUUCUUCGGUGUGUCCAACAUGGAAGCCACUGGAAUGGAUCCCAUGCAGAGACACAUCUUGGAGACCAGCUAUGAGGGGCUUUUCAUGGCAGGCUACACCAAGAAGACCCUCAUGGGCAAGUACAUUGCCGUGUUCACCGGUUGUACAAAUCCUGAGUGGAACUACAUCGACAAAGAGGCCGGUGCCUGUUCCGGAACUGGAAGCUCACAGGCCAUUACCUCCAACCGAACGUCCUUCUUGUUGGGCAUCAUGGGUCCCAGCACCUCCAUCGACUGCGAUCAAAGCUCAGCUGGCAUGGCGUUGAUGGUGGGCGCCACUGCCGUCACUCCUGCCACCGAGCGUCGCACCGAAAGCGGUGGCGACAGCGAGGCUGCUUUGAAGCCCUACGCAGAGAAGACGAAGUCUGGCGAUCUCUCGGUGAUUGAGGGGCCCUGCAUCGGCACCAUGGUGGGUUGGCGCAUGACCAACAACGGCCGCUCCGCUGGGCUGCACGCACCUAGCGGACCCGCUGAGCAGGAGGCCAUAGCAGAUGCCAUUCGGCAUGCGGGCAUUUCACCUUUGGAUUUAGAUGCGAUGGAGUGCCACUCAGCUGGCCACCUGCUCUCCGAUGGAGUGGAGGUAGUGUCUGCCACCACAGUGUGCCGAGGAAUGGAAGGUGGUGAUAGAGAAGUGCUGAUCCUUGGUAGUAUCAAGACCAAUGUUGGAAUACAGCAAGAAGCUUGUGGCAUCACCGCGUUCCUCAAGGUCUUGUACAACAUCAGCUAUGCCAACAAUGCACCCACCAUCCAUUUGAAGCAGCUGAAUCCGCACAUCGAGUUAGGCGACAGCGCGGUGUGUUUCAACACCGAGGCGUUGGCCUACAAAGAUAGCAGGGCUUUCCACGGCUGUGGCACACGUGGUCUUGGCGGCACCAACAUCAACAUGAUUUGCUGGUACUCCGCCGAUGGCUCUCGCGUCCCAAUCUUUAAACCGAAGAUGGAGCGUGCCUCCUUCGCAUAUUGGCCUGGAGGCGGCGGCCUCUUAGACAGCGAGUACAAAGCCUCAGAGGGCUAUUUCAUUGUGGGCUCAUGGAGCAACUGGCGAGAACCAGAAGAGAUG